Molecule: messenger RNA, 1028 nt
Organism: Aspergillus brunneoviolaceus CBS 621.78
Lineage: Eukaryota; Fungi; Ascomycota; Eurotiomycetes; Eurotiales; Aspergillaceae
Exons: 2
Coding region: 197-730 (177 amino acids)
Source: RefSeq, a predicted model, not a curated record
AAUCUAUCCAUGCAUUACCCCGCCAUUGAAUAAGCAGCACAGAAAAAACAUUCAUCCAGAGUCAGAGUCUGCAGUCGACCCCACUGUUCCUUGGCUUCCUAACCCCAAGUCAAAUGUAGUGAAGAAAUGCCCACGUGUCACAGAUGUCAGACUCCCCACCUCGUCUGUGCCGGCUACCAGCAGAGCCGGCACAGUCAUGCCUGUCGUUUUCACGGGAGAAGCGGAUACAGACGCACCCUCCUCUGCCCCGCUUGUAACCUCGUCUUCAGCUUCCCAGUUGGUUUUAUCCCAGUACGUGCCAGAUGUGGUGCGAUCGCCUGAAGACCCACAUCAACGCACUGCUUUCCUAGCAGUCUACCACCAAUACGUGACUAGCACCGUCCACCGGUUCUUCGCAGGCAGUGGCCUUGCAUUUUGGCGCGACACAGUCGCACAGAUGGCGUGGUCAGACGAUCUGGUCUGCCAUGCGAUUCUGUGUCUCGGGGCCCUGCACCGGGCCGCGCUACUCCCGGCGGGCCAUGCGCAGAAGGGCUAUAUGAGAGCGCAGGGUGUGGGUGCCUACACCAGUGUCUUGGGCCUUGCGCAGGGCAGCAUUGGGAUCCGGCAGGUCGGGGUUAGUUCGGUUGCGGUUAUGAUCGUCUUUGCGUUGGGGGAGGUAGUAUACCUAACUCUGCCAUCCCCAUCCACGAAGUGUUUGUCUGACUAUAUGGAUAAGGAUGGAGAUCCCUGAAAAGCCUGUCCGGUGCUGGACGCCACCUCCAUGCCGCACGGAGACUGUUGUGCGAGCUUGUCGGGUCGGCAAACCCUACGGAGGAUCUUAGAUGUAUCGAGGACCCGCUCACGCGUCCGCAACUCUCAAUCCAGGAUCUUACAUCUGGUACGGGUAGUAAGGCUGGUUCGGGUGCAGGGAGCAAACAGCCGUAGCCCCCUUUCCUCACUAUCCAAGCCUCUCAUACAUCAACGAUGAAGAUCUCCUCUCCUCAGACCACAGCCAUCUCCUCCAGGUUGUAGCCUCUUACCGGGACGUC